ACGCGCAGACCGUUGAACCUGCUUUUACCAGUUUCAACUUACAACGGUACAAUCCCGCUCUCUGAUCUCUUUCUUCUUCUUUUUCUUCUUCUUUCUUGUAAAGUUCGCGAUGGGUACUGAAAAACGCUCCCAACAAGAUAAAUUAUUUGACGGCCUGGUAAAACUGAUCAAGAAUCAGCAAGAACAGCUUAAAACUCUCGUCGACGAGAGGAAAAUCCUCGAAGAUUGUAUUAGAAUAAAACAUGAACGAUGGGUCUCCGACGUUCGUCUCUACGAAGAUCAUCUUUCCCAGAUAAAAGACAGUUUGAUAGAGAAAGACAUGGCUUGCUUGGUUGAGGCUGCAAAAUCUGAUAUGAUGAUUGGAUUAAAGGGCAGAGAGGCUUUUCUUUACAAACUGAAAUUCGAACAAACAGAAGAUGAAUUGGCAGAUUUCAGAGCAUGUUUUGACUACCUCUCUCGUACCCUUGAAAAGAACACCAAGGAAACUGACAAUGGAAAGGAAGGAAGUGGACGUGAUGGUAUAAAAUCUUCUGGCUCAAAAAAGUUGGAUGCUGAAGUGAAAAGGCUAAAGCUUGAAUAUGAGAAGCUUGCUUCUGAAAAGCAGUCUGAGAUAUCUGCACUAUUGAAAGAGAAAAGUUUUGUAUGGAAUCAGUAUAAUGUUUUAGAGAGCAAUCUCACUGAGAAAUUGAAGAGUAAGCAAGCUGAGGUUGACCAGAAAAAUGAGAAGAUUGCAACAGUUCUUUCCAGUGUGGAGCUGCUUCAGUCCUCUAACAAUGAGAAGGAUGAAAUGAUUGCAAGGCUGAAAGCUAAAUUGGCGGAGGUAGAGGCUGACAGAAAUAAAUGGAAGGAAGAAAUUUUAACACUCUCCCAGGAGUUGGAAACAUUGAGAAAGUCCAGAAGUGCUCAAGUUACUCCUGCAUCAAGAAAUGGCAAUACAGGAGCUAAAGAUUAUAUCUGUAUAGUCAAAGCCAGGGGCAGAAAAGGAAGCAAUAUUGUUGUGAAAAAAGAAUUGUCUCCUGGAAAAGCUGUUGUUCCCUCAAAGGAUGACGCAAAGGGUAGCAGGAGUUUGAAGAGAAAAGAGGUUGAUGUUAUUCCCACUUUAGGGACUCCAAAAUUGUUCACCAGUGCCUUUAAAGUUCCCAAAUUGAAGACCCCCUCUACUCUCAGAUGACCCACAACACCCCGAUUAAACCUCUCAAUUAAAACGGGAUAGCUUCUUCCAAGUGUAAUUGUUUAUUGAGUGUACUUCUCGACUCUGUAUGCAUCGCUUUCCUGCAAUUGUUGUAAAGUAUUAUUUUAUUUAAUAUUAUUAGGCAGCGUAAUCUGUGGUUUAUGGAAAUUUUCGUUGUAUAGAGUUCCUUCUUGUGUGUGAAGAAUUUCUUGCUAAGAUUGAAGGGCUGUCCUCUCGACUGCUUGCCCAUCCCUGACCCUAAGCAGGGGACUUGUGUUUGUGGAUUAGUUGUUGCUAUUGCAGCUUUUAUAGCUUUGUUAUCUUCAAGUUUGACAUUAGUAGACAUUUUAGCAUGUUAGUAGAUUGUUCCAGAUUACUUGAGCAA
Molecule: messenger RNA, 1556 nt
Organism: Jatropha curcas
Lineage: Eukaryota; Viridiplantae; Streptophyta; Magnoliopsida; Malpighiales; Euphorbiaceae
Product: cytomatrix protein-like protein
Source: RefSeq, a predicted model, not a curated record